Molecule: messenger RNA, 789 nt
Organism: Lolium rigidum
Lineage: Eukaryota; Viridiplantae; Streptophyta; Magnoliopsida; Poales; Poaceae
Product: protein G1-like1
Exons: 1
Coding region: 1-789 (262 amino acids)
Biological process (GO): response to light stimulus; mRNA transcription
Cellular component (GO): nucleus
Source: RefSeq, a predicted model, not a curated record
AUGGACAUGACCGGUGUGGCCGUGGCGGACAGCCCUAGCAGCGUCGUCGGAGGAACGUCGUCCGCGUUGGGGGCGCCGCGGCCGAGCAGGUACGAGUCGCAGAAGCGACGUGACUGGCAGACGUUCGGGCAGUACCUGCGGAACCACCGGCCGCCGCUAGAGCUUGCCCGGUGCAGCGGCGCGCAUGUCCUGGAGUUUCUACGCUACCUCGACCAGUUCGGCAAGACCAAGGUGCACGCGGCGGGGUGCCCCUUCUUCGGCCACCCCUCGCCGCCUGCGCCAUGCCCGUGCCCGCUGAAGCAAGCGUGGGGCAGCCUUGACGCGCUGGUGGGCCGCCUCCGCGCCGCCUUCGAGGAGCACGGCGGCCGCCAGGAGGCCAAUCCGUUCGGCGCGCGCGCCGUUAGGCUCUACCUCCGCGACGUCCGUGACAGCCAGGCCAAGGCGCGCGGCAUCGCCUACGAGAAGAAGCGACGGAAGAGGAAUCCGGCGUCGAAGCAGAAGACACGGCAGGGGCAGGAGGAGGCGCAGGUCGAGGUGGUGAGGCACUGUGGCAUGGUGGAUCACCCGACGGCGCACGCGCAGUACCUGUUCCCUAUGCAUUCGCAGUACCUGUUCCAGGGCCACUUCCUGGCGCCGGCUCCGGACGGGGAUCCCGCCGGAGCGCUGGAGGGCGGCGUGGUUCACGGCGGAGGGGAGGACAUCGUGAUGGUCAUGGCGGCGGCGGCCGCCGCCGCCGAGGCUCACGCGGCGGGUUGCAUGAUGCCGCUGCCGCUCUCCGUGUUCAACUAG